Cuscuta campestris is the source of this 1743-nucleotide messenger RNA. The record is from the annotation of a GenBank genome assembly. Lineage: Eukaryota; Viridiplantae; Streptophyta; Magnoliopsida; Solanales; Convolvulaceae.
AUACCUCGCCAGCCUUCCUUCAAUUCCAUGCAUAUAUAUAACCCCCCCCCCAAACCGGACGUAUCAUUUUAUAACUCAAACAACCAAACCAACCAAUCAACCUCCACUGCCCUUACUUCUUUCUCCUCUCCUAAAACAUACAAUAUAAUGGAGUUCCUCGCCGGCAAAUCCAUCCUCGUCACCGGCGCAACCGGCUUCCUCGCUAAAGUUCUGGUAGAGAAGAUACUUCGGACUCAACCCAAUAUCAAGAAGCUCUUCCUUCUCAUUAGAGCCUCUGAUUCUCAUUCUGCCCUCAAAAGAUUUCAUACUGAGAUUUUGGACUGUGAACUGUUCAGAGUCUUGAGAGACAAAUACGGCGGCAAGUUCAACGCUCUCGCGGAGGAGAAGGUGUUUCCGGUGGCCGGCGACAUUUCCUCCAAGGAUUUGGGAAUUGAAAAUUCUGAACAAAUCUUGGAAGAAGUUGACUUUAUCAUCAACUCAGCUGCAACUACUGUGUUUGAUGAGAGGUAUGACGUUGCCAUGAGUAUCAACACAUUGGGUGCAAUAAAUGUUCUAAAUUUUGCCAAGAAAUGCCUCAAUCUCAAGAUGAUUGUUCAUGUGUCCACCGCUUAUGUAUGUGGCGACAAAACCGGAAGUGUGCUAGAAACCCCAUUCCGCCUAGAGGAAACUUGCUUGGACAUUGAUGAAGAAAAGAAGGUUAUAGAGGAGAGAUUAUUAGAACUCAAAGCCCUAAACGCAACUGAAAAACAAGUCAGGGUGGCCAUGAAAUCUUUGGGAAUAGAAAGGGCAAAGGUGCAUGGAUGGCCAAACACUUACUCAUUCACAAAGGCUAUGGGGGAAAUGUUGUUACUAAAGUAUAAGGAGAAUCUAUGUGUUGUCACGUUGCGCCCAACAAUUAUUACAAGCACUUACAAAGAGCCUUUUCCUGGAUGGAUUGAAGGCGCAAGGACCAUGGAUGUCUUUGUAUUGAUGUAUGGUAAGGGAAAAUCGAAUUUCAUGUUGGGUGAUCCGAACUCCAUACUCGAUGCGAUUCCAGGAGACAUGGUGGUGAACUCCAUACUGGCGGCAGUUGCGCACCACGAAAGCCAUGGCGAUCACGACCAGCACAAGAAAUAUAGUGACGAAGAGUUGAUAUACCACGUCGGCUCUUCUUCUACCAACCCACUGACGAUUCUCGACCUCGGGAAUUAUUUAUCGACCUAUUUCACUCACAAUCCUUGGAUUACAAAGACUGGGGAGGUUGUCAAAGUGAGCAAACCUAUGUUGCUCACCAGCUUGAAAGAACUCAGAAGAUACAUUUCCAUUCGUUAUCUCCCUAUCCUUACGGUCUUGAAGUUGUUGAACGUGGUCCUAUUUCAUUAUUUCGAAGAGAAGUGUGUGAUCGUUGAGAAAAAUAUCAAUUUGGUCAUGCGUCUUGCGGAUCUCUACACCCCAUACUUGUUCUUCUAUGGAAGCUUUGAUGACACGAACACGAGAAGAUUGAGGAAGGCUAUUGCUGAAACGAGUGUGGCGGAAACCCUAUAUUUCGACGCACAAGGCAUCGUUUGGGAAGAUUAUUUCAAUAACACCCACAUUCCCGGAGUUGUAAAAUUUGCCUUCUAAUAAUUAAUAUUAAUGCUUGGAGGGUGAUUAUAUUGUUAUCACUCCGAAAUUAAUUGUUUUACCAUUUGUCCAAAAUCUGUACGUGUAAUUGGCCAGGUUGGCGACUUUUGAAGUUAUAAGUAAUGAAUUAAUCUCAAUUUA